Molecule: messenger RNA, 1089 nt
Organism: Rhodotorula graminis WP1
Lineage: Eukaryota; Fungi; Basidiomycota; Microbotryomycetes; Sporidiobolales; Sporidiobolaceae
Exons: 6
Biological process (GO): protein autophosphorylation; peptidyl-serine phosphorylation; autophagosome organization
Cellular component (GO): autophagosome; cytoplasm
Molecular function (GO): protein serine/threonine kinase activity; ATP binding
Source: RefSeq, a predicted model, not a curated record
AUGCCCGCCCCACGCCCUCCCACCCACGACCCUCUGCACCGCUCCCCCACUUCGUCGCGCCACCCCUCCUCCCGCACCCCGUCCACCACCCACCAGCGCGACCACCGAGGCCGCCACGCCCACCCCGACGAUGACGACGGCGACCGCAUAGGGCCCUACGCCAUCGCCGAGGAGAUUGGCAGGGGGUCGUUCGCGACCGUCUAUCGCGGCGAGCGGCAGGACACGCGCGGCGCCGUGGCCAUCAAGUCGGUCAUCCGGAGCAAGUUGACGACCAAGCUCCUCGAGAACCUAGAGAGCGAGAUCUCGAUCCUCAAGCGCAUCACGCACCGCAACAUCGUCGAGCUCAAGGACUGCCUCAAGACCGACACGCACAUCUACCUCAUCAUGGACUUCUGCUCGGCGGGCGACCUGUCGCUGUACAUCCGCAAGCGGGGCGACCUCCCGUCGCUCACGGCGUCCAACGCCGGCCUCCUGCCCGACUCGCCCGCGCGCAAGCCGUCCGACAAGGUCCUGUACCCGCACCCGAAGGAGGGCGGCCUCAACGAGACGAUCGUGCGCUGCUUCCUCGGCCAACUCGUCGAUGCACUACGGUUCCUGCGCUCGCAGAACGUCAUCCACCGCGACAUCAAGCCUCAGAACCUUCUCCUCCAGCCCGCCUCGGCUGCAGACCUCGUCGCAGGGCAUCCACCGGGCAUUCCUGUCCUCAAGGUCGCCGACUUUGGCUUUGCGCGCUGGUUGCCGAGCUCGAGCAUGGCCGAGACGCUCUGCGGGUCGCCGCUCUACAUGGCGCCCGAGAUCUUGCGCUACGAGAAGUACGACGCCAAGGCGGACCUGUGGUCGGUCGGCGCCGUCCUGUUCGAGAUGUCGGUCGGCAAGCCGCCGUUCCGAGCGCAGAACCACGUCGACCUCCUGCGGCGCAUCGAGCGAGGCGAGGACCGCAUCAAGUUCCCCGACGAGAAGCGCAUCGACGAGACGCUCCCGCCGCACGAGCAGAAGGUGCCGACCAAGGUCUCGAGCGACGUCAAGGCCAUCAUCCGCCGCCUCCUCAAGCGCCACCCGAACGAGCGCAUGAGCUUCGACGACUUCUUC